Molecule: messenger RNA, 3841 nt
Organism: Amphimedon queenslandica
Lineage: Eukaryota; Metazoa; Porifera; Demospongiae; Haplosclerida; Niphatidae
Product: probable cation-transporting ATPase 13A3
Exons: 26
Coding region: 81-3683 (1200 amino acids)
Biological process (GO): transmembrane transport; intracellular calcium ion homeostasis
Cellular component (GO): membrane
Molecular function (GO): ATP binding; ATPase-coupled monoatomic cation transmembrane transporter activity; ATP hydrolysis activity
Source: RefSeq, a predicted model, not a curated record
UCAAGACAAAAAGUAGAUCCUCAAGAUGGCAGCCAUGACCCGAUGACCUCUCUUUACCAAUCUUCAAACCUGUCCUUAUAAUGGCCUCGGGGGGAGGAAACAUUAGUGCCAUCAAAGAUGAGAAUAACAGUCUUAAAGAAGAAGAGAUUGAUCCAUGCCCAUUACAACAUGGAUAUAGGAUCAGUUUGUGGAGAUGCUUCUUAUUUUAUCCAUUAGCAAUACUCCCAGCUGGUAUUGGCCUACUGUUUGCUUACUGGUAUCCGCACGCAUGGCUCAGACUAACGUGUUACAAGUGUGAUUUGGAAAGAGCUCAAUUUGUAUUAGUGCAGGAUCUUGAUUUGAAAUGGAAAGUGGAAGUAGUUCGUAAAAUCUCUAGGAUUCCCUCCCAGUCUAAUUGCUCGACUCCUUCCUUGUCUCUCAAUGAAGAAAACGGGACAUUAAUAAAUGGAGAAGACAACGAGAGUGAACUCUCUCCUCUCCUUACGACUUCCUCUACCAUCACUCCAUAUAUAUUGCACCGUCACCUCCGGUACUUGUAUGAUAGAGUUGAAGAGAAAUACACUGUAUUGAGGGGGCUUGAGAGUGGUAUGACCUGUUGUGAGGCUUAUCGUCACGGUAAUGGUUUGAGUAGGUUAGAACACGAGAGAAGGUUGAGCAUGUAUGGGUCUAACAGCAUAGAAGUCCCUGUCAAGCCUUACCAUUCAUUGUUCAUUGAAGAGGUACUCCACCCUUUUUACAUAUUCCAGAUUCUUAGUGUUAUAUUUUGGAUGGCCGAUAGCUAUUUCUAUUAUGCUGGUGCUGUUUUAAUAAUAUUCAUUGUGUCAAUGUUAAUCAGUUUGAUUCAGACGAGGCGUCACAUGCAGCGACUCCACGAUAUGGUGAAGACUAGCGGGCGUGUCACCGUCGUACGAGACAAUCAGAGAUGUCAUGAUGUUUCAAGUGAGGAUCUUGUUCCAGGAGAUAUCAUGGUUGUUCCACCAGAAGGAAUGAGAUUAACUUGUGAUGCAGUUCUGCUAACUGGGAGUGCUAUAGUUAAUGAAGCUAUGCUUACCGGUGAAAGUGUUCCAGUCACAAAGACAGCUCUUCCGUCAGAUCCUAAACCAUACUCUCCAACUACGCACAAAAUGCACACCCUUUUUGCUGGUACUCAUGUAGUUCAGGCAAGGUACUACAGUGGACAGCUUAUAUUAGCACUGGUAGUAAGAACAGGGUUUCUCACGGCAAAGGGAGGUAUGGUACGAUCGAUACUCUAUCCGAAGCCUCUCAACAUCAAGUUUUACUGGGACUCAAUAAAGUUUAUAUUGCUAUUGUCAAUACUGGCUGGGAUUGGUUUUGUGUAUACUGUACUGGUACUGCAGCUUAGGAAACCAAGGUACGAAGUAUCUGAGACCAUAUUCCGAGCCUUUGACAUCAUCACUACAAUAGUACCUCCAUCUUUACCAGCUGCCAUCACCAUAGGAACAGUGUAUGCUGUCAAUAGACUCAAGAAAAACAAGAUAUACUGUAUCAGCCCACAGAGAGUUAAUUUGUGUGGUAAAGUGAAGCUGGUUUGUUUUGAUAAAACUGGUACACUCACAGAGGAGUCUUUAGACCUGCUAGGAGUGCAACCUGCCUCCAACUACAAGUUGCAGGAUUUACUUGAUGAUAUUCAUCAAGUCCCUCACUCCUCCCCCUUCCUUCAAGGUAUGGCUACAUGUCAUUCACUAACUCGUAUCAAUGGAGAACUGACUGGUGAUCCACUCGACCUGAAGAUGUUCCAAUCAACUAGAUGGUUUUUGGAAGAACCUGGUGAAGGCAUUGCUCGAUUUGACACGUUGAGGUUUCCGAUGGUACGUCCUCAUCAAACCACACCCACUAGCCCCACCUCUUCCUAUUCAUCUCUUGACUACGUUUCGACUGACAUUGAACUCGGAAUACUCAAACAAUUCACUUUUUCAUCAGAACUACAACGUAUGAGUGUAAUAGUUCGUAAAUUACCAUCGGAUAAUGCAAGGAACCUGAAGGUUUUCACUAAAGGAGCUCCGGAGAUGAUUAAGAAACUCUCCCAGCCUGAGAGUAUCCCCAAGGACUUUGAUAUGGUUCUUGGUUCCUUGACUAGUAAAGGAUACCGUGUACUAGCGAUGGCUUAUAGAGACAUUAGGAAAGACUUUCAUCAAGCAAUGAGACUGGAGAGGGAUGAUGUCGAAUGCGACCUAAACUUUUGUGGUCUGAUUGUGUUUGAGAAUCGACUCAAAGAGCAAACUCCGCCCACUUUAAUGAUGCUGAGAAACUCGGCCAUUAGGACCGUAAUGGUAACAGGUGAUAAUUUGCUGACUGCGAUCGCCGUAUCCAGGAACAGUGGUAUGGUUGCCAAGGAACAUCACGUUAUCGUGCUUAAAGCUACGCCCAUCAACAGUGAGAGGUCUCCUAGACUUCAGUAUCAACUUUUUGAAGAUAAAAGUGUCAACCUUUCAAAACUUUGUUCCAGCACUUCAUCUUAUUUAUCUAAUAACAAGUUCAGUAUCCAGAAUGGUGUUAGACUGGAUGAGUUGAACCAUCCAGGAGGAGGAGGAGGAGCAGGAGUUACUCAAUAUUUUCAUGUUGCUAUUGAUGGUCGUAAUUUCAAUAUCGUUCGUGAGCAAUUUCCCAAAGAAUAUUCAAGAUUGUUGGUUUCUGGGACAAUAUUUGCAAGAAUGUCUCCACUAAACAAGAAGCAGCUAGUAACUGAUCUAAUGACACUGGGCUAUGGCGUUGCAAUGUGUGGUGAUGGUGCCAAUGACUGUGGAGCAUUAAAAGCAGCUCAUGUUGGUAUAUCUCUCUCAGAUACUGAGGCUAGUGUGGCUAGUCCUUUCACUUCAAAUAUACCAAACAUCACUUGUGUGCCGGCAGCUAUCAAAGAGGGUAGAGCUGCUUUAGUGACUAGUUUUAGUGUGUUUAAGUUCAUGGCACUGUACAGCCUGACUGAGUUCACUUCUGUUGCCAUUCUUUACUCUAUGGAGUCUAACCUAGGCGAUAUUCAAUAUCUAUACGUCGACCUUGUUUUAAUAUUAAGUUUUGCGUUUGUCAUGGGUUUGACUGGCCCUUAUUCUCGAAUAGUGAAGAGGAGGCCAUUAGGAACACUGGCUGGUAUACAUGUGUUCUCUUCCAUAUUGAUACAGACUGGCCUCAUGAUAUUAGGACAGCUAGCAAUGUAUUACUAUCUUAAAUCAGAGCCUUGGUAUGUCCCAUUUGUUCCUGAUCCUGAUGGUGAGAAUAUAUCCUGCCCUGAGAACACUGUCAUCUUCACUGCCUCCAUAUUCCAAUACAUUGUGUUGGUGAUAGCUUUUAGCACAGCCGCUCCCUAUAGAAAACCAAUUUAUACUAAUGUUCUAUUUAUGUUAUCUCUUGCCGUUCUUAUCCCUGCCUGUCUCUACAUUGCUUUGGCUCCGCCUACCUGGUUGCCAUGGUUUUGGAAAUUUUUCCAAUUAGAGCCCGUUCCACAUUUUCUCUUCAGAUUGACUCUGGUUAUGAGUGCUGGUAUUCAUCUUUUAUUAGCUUAUCUCAUUGAAGGAUACUUAUUGUCUAGUAGUUUUAUCCACAAGGUCUUUCGGUUUGUUCGCUGUAAGCGAAAGCCCAAGAACCUUUACAAGCACCUCCUUCUUGAAAUAAAGAGCGACAGACAAUGGCCACCGCCUUUACCUAACGGAGUCUCGGCUCACUGCUGACCCCGCCCCCUCCCUAUUUGUAUCAUAAAAACUUUAAUUAUAUCUUUAUUAUUAUUAUUAUUAUUGUUAUUAUUAUUAUUAUUAUUAUUUGGAUGUUUAAUAUUCUUUGUGUUAAUAAUAUUUAUGACUGUAAUAAAUAUGAUUUAUGACUUUUUUAA